AUCCCUGUGUGUGCCCAUUCAGAGAAGCGCUCGCCACCUGACGCCCCAGCCCUACCUGAACUGCGCCAGCUGCCGAGAUGCCCGUGGCUGCUACCAACUCCGACUUGGCCAGUGGCUUCUGCCUCCUCCACCUUCCCCACGUGGCGAAAGCGUAGGGCUCAGCCCCAUCCAUCGCCUGGGCGGGCGAGCUGUCAGGGCAGCAGGAUCUGGAGACGGUCGCCGUGGCAGCCAGCUCGGGUACCCGCAUCUCUGAGCAGCAGUGCGGAAGCCUGUUUCUGAGCAUCCCUGACCGCAGCCAUGAGCAGCAGCCCCGCCAGUGGCGUCUCCUUAGAGGGGAUCUCGCUGGAUUCCUCCGAGGAGUCCGAGCUCCGCAGGGAAGCCAUGCAGCAGGUGCUGGACAACAUGAGCGACCUGCCCAACUCCACUGGGGCGGCUGACCUGGAUCUCAUCUUCCUCCGAGGCAUCAUGGAGAGUCCAAUAGUAAGAUCCUUGGCUAAGGCCCACGAGCGCCUGGAGGAGACCAAGCUGGAGGCCGUGAGGGACAAUAACGUGGAGCUGGUGCAGGAGAUCCUGCAGGACAUCGCCCACGUCACCGGGAGCAACAGCACGGCCGCCGAGCUGGCACGCAUCCUGCAGGAGCCCCACUUCCAGUCUCUCCUGGAAACCCACGACUCGGUGGCCUCCAAGAGCUACGAGACGCCCCCGCCCAGCCCCCUCCUGGACCCCAUGUUCAACAACCAGCCGGUGCCGCCGGAUGCCGUGCGCAUGGUGGGGAUCCGCAAGACGGCCGCCGAGCACCUGGGCGUGACCUUCCGGGUGGAGCGGGGCGAGCUGGUGGUUGCCCGCAUCCUGCACGGUGGCAUGAUCGACCAGCAGGGCCUGCUGCACGUGGGUGACGUCAUCAAGGAGGUGAACGGCAAGGAGGUCGGCAACGACCCCAAAGUGCUGCAGGAGAUGCUGAAGAACGCCACCGGCAGCGUGGUCCUCAAGAUCCUACCCAGUUACCAGGAGCCUCCGCCGCCCCGGCAGGUGUUUGUGAAGUCCCACUUUGACUACGACCCGGCCAGCGAUAACCUGAUCCCCUGCAAGGAGGCAGGGUUAAAAUUCACUGCCGGGGACCUGCUGCAGAUCGUCAACCAGGACGACCCCAACUGGUGGCAGGCCUGCCACGUGGAGGGCGGCAGUGCCGGCCUCAUCCCGAGCCAGCUGCUGGAGGAGAAGCGGAAGGCGUUUGUGAAGCGCGACCUCGAAGUCCCCCCCACAUCCGGUGCCCUAUGUGGCAGCAUCAGUGGGAAGAAGAAGAAGAGGAUGAUGUACCUGACCACGAAAAAUGCGGAGUUUGACCGGCACGAGCUGCUGAUCUAUGAGGAGGUGGCCCGCAUGCCCCCGUUCCGCAGGAAAACCCUGGUGCUGAUCGGGGCCCAGGGCGUCGGGCGACGCAGCCUCAAGAACAAGCUGAUCAUGUCGGACCAGGCCCGCUACGGGACCACCAUCCCGUACACUUCGCGGAAGCCCAAGGACAACGAGAGGAACGGCCAGGUCUACUGCUUCAUGUCGCGGGGGGAGAUGGAGGCGGACAUCAAGGCUGGCCGCUACUUGGAGCACGGGGAGUAUGAGGGGAACCUCUACGGCACCAAGAUCGAAUCCAUCCAUGAGGUGGUGGAGUCUGGCAAGAUGUGCAUCCUGGAUGUGAACCCGCAGGCGGUGAAGGUGCUGAGAACGGCCGAAUUCGUCCCCUACGUGGUCUUCAUCGAAGCCCCGGACUACGAGACACUCCGAGCCAUGAACAAGGCGGCGCUGGAGAGCGGUGUGGCCACCAAGCAGCUCACGGAGGCCGAUCUGAAGCGGACGGUGGAUGAGAGCUGCCGCAUCCAGCGUGGCUACGGCCACUACUUCGACCUCAGCCUGGUCAACGACAACCUGGAGUGGACAUUCCAGCAGCUGCAGGAAGCCCUGGAGAGGCUGCGCGCAGAGCCCCAGUGGGUCCCUGUCAGCUGGGUUUACUAGGACGCUGGGAGCGAAGGCCUCCCCACCCUGCCCCCAGGCGGAGGGCACUGCCGACCCGCCUCCCCUCCGCCCUCCCUCCUGCACAAACCACGACGUCUCAAGGCCAAGGAACCCGGAUCCCCUGCCUGCAUCCCAGGCCUGUCUUCGGGGGAGCUGCGGCCCGAGACAGGUCUCGUCCCUCCAAGGGCAGGCGCUAGCUGGAGCAGCCAGUAGGGGAUGGCGAGGCAGGGAACUGGGUGCUUGUUGAACGUCCUCUUCCCCCUCCCCCUGAGUUUUAACCAACUUUGCCAGAGUUAGAGAGUUUCUUGCAGGCAUUCCCGAGAGGCACCCCCAGUGGAGAACCCUUCUCUGCCCUGGACAUGUGGCUGGGGGGCAAUGGCCCCCCAUUUCCUUCCAGGAAGGGCUAGGGUGGCCAUGGGGAGGGUUGAGAGAGCAGCCCAAGGCGGGGCAGUGCCCAGGACACCAAGCACAACCUCUUUAGUGCCCGGAAUGGGCACCGGGUCCCCCUUCAAGCCAGCCCCAGGGCUGUGCCUGGGGCCAGAUCCCGGCAGCCAGCAGAGGGAAGUUGGCAUGAGGAAGGCAGUGUGAAGCAUGUCGUAGGAGGUGCACAGAGCUGGGGAAGCCAGCUGGCACCUCCCUCCAUCCCUGCGCGUUCUCCCUUUCUCACCCAGCUGCCCGCUCCAUGCCCAGGCUGCAUCUCCCUUCCUGGUCCUGAGCUACCCUCUCUGGGCAGAGGUGCCUGGGCACCACCUCCAGCAGUCCCCUGGAGCAGCUUGGGGCAUCUCUCCUCACUGGCCUUGGCCAGGGGAAAUCUCAAUAGGGACCAACCGGCUCAGGAACAGGGAUGUUCCUGGCCAUCUUUCUUCAUCGUUCCCCAGUAGGCCAGCGGGGUGGGGACGAGGGUGCAACGGGGCGGGUUCGGAGCCCAUCACCUCCCUGGGCUAGAGCAUCAGAUUCUCGCUUAACCCGGGUCUGGGGUUUGGGGCAGGAGGCGUGUCCACCAGGGAAAUGAGCUUGGUGGGCUCAGUGGGCUUCUUGGAUCAACCGUAGAGACUAACUCACUAAUUCCCCACCGUGAAUCCACAGCUGCUCCCCAGCAAAGACUGAUUAGUUAUUUCAGGGCUGGCUGGCUGAGGGGGCAGAAUUUCCUAGGAAAUUACUGGCCAGUUUGGUGCUGCGGGAGAUCAGUCCCAUCCCAGGACAACCGGUGCACCUUAGCGAGCACAGUCCAAAAAUCGGCAUGGUUCCGAUGCCCUACCUGAAAGAGACGAAGCCACCAUGUGCCCUGCCUCACUUGCUCCCACAGAAAACCCAUGAUGGAUUUGUCCGGAGUGGGCCACUGCUCUGGAUGACCCAGAGCAGAAGGAAUCUUCUGGGGAGAUCUGCACCAAGCAAAUGCACAGCUAUCUCACUGCCGAAAAUUCAGCUCGGUUUACAGCCCCAGCCCCCGCCUUCCGGUUCCGAACCGGGUAGAUUAUUCCCCCUUCCCAAUUUGAACUUUUGUAAAUGUCCCAGCGAUGGUCGGAAAAGCUGCCCCGUCUUCCCCCCCAGCUUAGAGUAUUGUUGUGGGGGUAUUGAAGGGGAAUUGCGGCACCUCUGAAAAUCAAUAGCUUUAAGGUCCAAAUGGUUGAAGGAGGCACCCUUGAGGAGGGUCUUGUUACAUCACUGGUGUAGGACACAGGACAUCUGGGUUUGAUUCCCUGCUCUGCUCCAGCCUCCUGGGCAAGUCACUUAAUUGCUCAGUGCCUCAGUUUCCUCACCUGUCCAAUAAGGUUACAUUAAUAAUACCCCACACUGAGAAUAUAUCUGUUAUUGUAGGUGAGGCCCUUGGAUACUUUGGGGAUGUGGUGGAACCUAAAAAGUUAAGUAACAAAUACUUUUGAAAAAAGAAAAGGAGUACUUGUGGCACCUUAGAGACUAACAAAUUUAUUAGAGCAUAAGCUUUCGUGAGCUACAGCUCACUUCAUCGGAUGCAUUGAGCUGUAGCUCACGAAAGCUUAUGCUCUAAUAAAUUUGUUAGUCUCUAAGGUGCCACAAGUACUCCUUUUCUUUUUGCGAAUACAGACUAACACGGCUGCUACUCUGAAAUACUUUUGAGGCUCUGGACCAUAGACCUCAAGUGUAGGUUUUAGGAUUUAUAAAGUGACAGCAAAAUAAAAUAAAAACCAUAAUGAUUGGAUAGGUGGAGCCAGUCAGGGGCAUCACUAGAUAUCAGGUAAGGGGGGUAAUUGCCACCCCCAGACCUCGGUUCGCCCACCCCAACUUUUCAUAGGUCUGUCGGCUCCACUUUUUGCCUCCUGCCCCAGCUUUGCAGGGUAGAAGUGAUCACAUAUAACGUUCUAUAUGCUAACGCAACUUUGCCCCGCUCCUGAAAUUUUUCUGAAAUGGUACCUCUGGAGACAGUUGGCAAAAUGCAGGUCCGGGGGGAUCCUCAAAAAAUGGGGCCAGCCGGCUCUGCGGUUUAGGGUCAUACCUGUUGCUCAAAAACCAUUAGAAAAAAGAUCAGUAAGAAUAGGAGGGUUGUGUGUGGACAGUGGACAGCCCGCAAACAAGCUGCCUGCCUGGGUGUGAGAGCUGAGGUGGGAAGGACAGGUGCCUUCUGAUCUGAUCACCAGACAGGUUUGUUAGUAACCCGGCGAGGGGGGGGGUAUUUAUUUAUUUUUUUGGUAAUAACUUUCGUCUUGCGUAUUUCUUUAGCCGAAUCCACACGCAGACUUAACUGACCCAAUCAAAUGUUAAAACUAGCUGGUCCUGCCCUCCUUUUAUUUACCUGCCACAAGCGAUUUUAGCCCUGGGCCUCAGUUUCUCCUUGCGAGAAUGGCGACGAAGUUGCCCUCCUUGGUCAAGCGCUUUGAGAUCAACCGGUGCAAAGCACUAGAUAACAGCUGGCUAGUACAUCUCCACAGUCCCUGGGAACCGCAUUGCAUCGUUAUGGUAGGUGCUGUACAUACACAGAGAGUCCCUGCCCUGAUAGGCUUCCAGUCUCAAUACACAAGUGGCAGGAGGGGAAACUGAGGCACAAAGAGGUGGGGAAGUGACUUGCCCAAGGUGACUCAGGGAGUGCUGGGAAUAGAAUCUCUGGAUACCUGGUCCAGUGGGCGACGCUGUCUCCUCUUGGCUUCAGUGGCGGCUGGGUCUUCUGACUCCCAUCCACGGGGCCCCUGCCCACAAGUCCUUCCCUCCGCUCUGGAGUGCAGGUUUCCGUGUGUCCACGACUACCUCAGGCCUCAGCAGCAGCAGGGCAAAGGCAGAGCCCUGGCCUUGGCUCGGGCAGGUAACCGAAGAAGGAGCUGGUUGCAGUUGUUUCCAAACGGCUUUGUUUGCCGAGUUUUUUAUCUUAAGGCAAAACUCCAUCUCCUGUUUCUAACCGGCCUGGCUGCGGUGUGCCCCUGGCAACCCAGACCCCUGGCAUGCACAGGCCCCAUGGCCGCCGGUGGAUCUGGGACGCUUCCAGUUUGGGGUGCCUAACUUGGGAUGACUGGGGCCUGAUUUCCACAGGUGUGGAGCAUUCACUGCUGUUGGUGUUAGUUCUGACCUCUCCCUCCUCCCACAAUGUGUCUGUGGCCCCCAUUAUUCUGGUGUCAGAGACCCCACAAACUCACUGUAUUUAUCGCAAGUCAGGCACCCCAAAUUUGGGGCCCCUUGUAAAAAUUUGGGCCUUAAGUACUUGUUUCUCAAAUGGCCGGAGUUCCCCUUUAAAAGCAACUGUGGCUAGGGUCUCCCCUGCUGGUUGUCACGGUGUGGGGGGGGGGGUAGAGGGAGCCAGGGAAAGAUACCCAAUGGGAAGGGGUGAUACCCCCCCCAAAUUCCAAUGCAGAUCCCCUUUGGGAGGGCACUCUCCAAACUGUCACUACCCCGGCUCAACGGACCGCCCUUCCUUACUAUUAAAACGCCACCCCCCUAAGCUGCACCCCCCUUUUCUGUUCCCACUUUCACUGGGGGAGUGACCCCCAGGUCUCUUGCCAAGAACCCGUUCCACAGGGUGUAUUUCCGUUGUAAGAUAAUAGCUAUAACACAGAGGAGAGGAUUAAUGUCCCUUGUUUAAAGAAAUGCUAUUUAUGUAAAGAACAGAAACUGGCCGGAUCCCUGUCUGGCGGGCAAAGCGGGGUAAUGCAGGGCAUUGAUCAAAGGUAAUAGCCCAGCUGCAGGAAGGUGUUGGCCUGCCACUGCUCCACGGGGCUGGCAGUAAAACGCCAGGCUCUGAAAUCAGAGCGUUUUGGGGGGGUUAUUUUUGGUUGGUUUUUAAUGUUGGAUU
This is a messenger RNA of Dermochelys coriacea (leatherback sea turtle), 6262 nucleotides long. RefSeq names its product membrane palmitoylated protein 2 (gene MPP2). Gene Ontology annotation, cellular component: cell-cell junction; plasma membrane. Gene Ontology annotation, molecular function: protein binding. The record is from RefSeq and is a predicted model, not a curated record. The transcript is spliced from 13 exons. The coding region runs from base 298 to 2007 and encodes 569 amino acids. Lineage: Eukaryota; Metazoa; Chordata; Testudines; Dermochelyidae.